CACUCGCUCUCACUAAAUCAAGCUAUCUUUUCAGCCCUCCCAGCUGAACCUGCCAACUCCCAACCUCACUGCUUCCUCCACCCCAUCCCAGUUCAGGUGCUAGUUUAAUUGAAAAUGUCUACAGACCUUUGUCCUGUUUACGCGCCCUUUUUCGGUGUUAUGGGCUGUACGGCAGCCAUCGUCUUUGCCAGUUUCGGUGCUGCUUACGGUACUGCCAAGGCUGGCGUUGGUAUCAGUGCAAUGGGUGUUUUGCGUCCUGAUCUGAUUGUUAAAAACACUAUUCCCGUCGUUAUGGCUGGUAUUAUUGCCAUUUACGGUUUGGUCGUCUCGGUGCUGAUUUCCGGUGGCCUGAAGCAAAUCCAAUCUCUCUACACUGGUUUCAUCCAACUUGGUGCCGGUCUCUCUGUUGGUUUGGCCGGUCUGGCUGCCGGUUUCGCCAUUUGGUAUCGUCGGUGACGCUGGGGUGUCCGUGGUACCGCCCAACAGCCUCGUCUCUUCGUUGCCAUGAUUCUUAUUCUUAUUUUCGCUGAAGUUUUGGGUCUUUAUGGUUUGAUUGUUGCUCUUCUGCUCAAUACUCGGGCUAGCGACAACGUUACGUGUAUCUAAGUACAAACUCCCCCUUUCAAGAAGUAUACAUACACUCUCUCUCUUGGAUAAACUACAACAACCUGCGUUGCUUCGACGCCCGUAAUGCAAUCAUUUCGAUGCAGACUAGGACUUUGAUUAAUACUCCCUCGCCGAUGGCAGAUGUUGCAGGCUCUGCAGUAGGUGCUAUUUCUUUGGUCCAUAACCGUUCUUAAUACAGUACAUUUCUUUUGACACGAAA
Schizosaccharomyces japonicus yFS275 is the source of this 826-nucleotide messenger RNA. RefSeq names its product V-type ATPase V0 subunit C. The coding region runs from base 115 to 456 and encodes 113 amino acids. Gene Ontology annotation, cellular component: proton-transporting V-type ATPase, V0 domain; vacuolar proton-transporting V-type ATPase complex; vacuolar membrane. Gene Ontology annotation, biological process: endocytosis; protein targeting to vacuole; intracellular iron ion homeostasis. The transcript has 5 exons. Gene Ontology annotation, molecular function: proton-transporting ATPase activity, rotational mechanism; proton transmembrane transporter activity. NCBI's taxonomy places the organism in Eukaryota, Fungi, Ascomycota, Schizosaccharomycetes, Schizosaccharomycetales, Schizosaccharomycetaceae. The record is from RefSeq and is a predicted model, not a curated record.